AUGCUUGACUUCGCAGCUUCUGCUGUAGUUCUCCGCCAGAGUCAGCCGUCGAAUCCGUUCACGCCGAUUGAUCCUCAAAACUGGGUCAAUCCAGACAAUAUGACGUGGGAUGAUUACAAGGCACCACCAACGACCAAUUGGGCCGAUCCGGCACGCAAGGGCAGAGACCGAAACUUCAACAUUGCCAUGGUGACCGUCGACUAUCCAGACUCACCAUUCGUCGUCACUCUACCGGCUCUAUCAGAUAUCUUCGGUAACCCUCAGCCUCUUGCGGCUGGCUUGAGCCGCGAUGACGUACCAAAGUUCUACCACGAUCUGCUCAACGUACCCAGCGAUCUCAACGAAGGCCACACGCUUCACGAGUACUGGAUGGGUGAUUCUUUCGGAAAGUAUGGUGUUGAUCUAACUGUUUUUGGCCCAUACCGCAUGCCCUCAAGAAGCUACCAGUAUGGAGUUGACGAUGAAGAGGGUGGUUUCAACGAAGGCGCUUGCCCUGAAGGCCCACCAUGCUCAGUCGAUCUCAGAACCGAUGCGCUCGGAGCAUGGCGCGCAGAUGUUGGAAAUGAUACAGCAGACGCAUAUGAGUUGGCUUUCAUCCUUUCUGCUGGCCAAGAUGAGUCUUCAACAUGGCAAGAGUUUGGUGAGAUGAAGUUCCUUUCCAAGGAAGAUGUCCCAGAGGAGUUUGGGCCACCAGACAACUCUACGCUUCCAAAUUGGGCCAGCACUCGCUAUGUUGAGUGGUCGUCGUGGGCUGCAGCCUCCACGAUCUGGCCAAAUGCUGGCGGUGGCUCGUCAACCCAAGGUGAAUCUAGUGGCAUGGCUACGUUCGCUCACGAACUGUCGCAUCUGCUCGGUAUUGGCGACAAUUAUAACAAUCCUUUCAGCGACCCUCCUCGACGCACAUACACCGGUCCCUGGAGCAUGCUUUCACGAGGUAGCUUUAACGGACCUGGAGGUCCUCAUACACGCUGGCAGAUACCACCCGUACAAGGAGCCUCCAUGGGGUCUCUACACACCAUGCGUGACAAGCAUCAAAUUGGUCUCAUUGAUACCACGCCAAUUCUCCAGAUCUCUCGCGCAGGUCUCGCAGCUUCAGGCCCCGUCGUCGCGCAGAUCACUGCUCGCUCUGUCGACCCAUUUGGUAGCCUGAUGGGAUUCAACAUCUCCUUUGGCGCUGCUGGUGACCUUGCACCACCAUGCAACGCGACUCUCGACGCUUUGUGCGACGGUCGUGGCUACAACAACUACAACCUUGAAGUCGUUCAGCGCCUCGGUGCUGAUUCCUUCUGCCCCGACUCAGGCGUUAUGAUUAGCAAGACCAAGAACAGCGAUCGUGUGCAGCCAUUCCAGUGGACGAUUGAUGCGAACCCACAGGAUGCGCGUCAAAUUGACUUUUAUCUUCCCAACGGAACCGCGAGGUACUGGACGAUUGGAGACUACAGACAGCUAGUGGAUGCGCUGUUCCAUGCUGGCACCGACUCCGGCUCGGAGUACGAGUACAUCGAUGAGGAAAACGGGUUGCACAUGUACAUUCUCGAAAAGCUCAUGGAUGACGCUGGAGUUCUGCACUACAAUGUGGGUGUUGCUUCGACCGCGACUAACGUAACGACAUCUGCUCAGUACGGUAUCGAGCUUGGUUCUGGAAAGGUCGCAAGUAGCGGAUACUCGACCAGUCCUGCUCAUGGCACCUACUGCACGUUCGAGCUGAAGAACACUGGAAAAGCUGCAGUACUGGCCACAAACCCCCAUCCGCAAGACCUCUCCGAAUACCUUGGGUCCGAUAUCUACCGUCUGAGCGCAGACGUGAAAGGUGAAGGCUGGAAGGUCGCGGUGCCUAAUGCGCUCGCAUACGCAAAGGCAGGAAAGCAAAAGACAGUUAGUGUCGCUGUUGGCUGCGAGACCGGCUGCUCGAAGGAGGCCACCGUAACUCUCACUGCAACAAGUGAAAGCGAUAAGACGGUCACGAAGUCAAAGACCUGCAAAGUCCGCAUGUAA
Messenger RNA from Alternaria alternata, 1995 nucleotides. RefSeq names its product M6 metalloprotease. The record is from RefSeq and is a predicted model, not a curated record. Lineage: Eukaryota; Fungi; Ascomycota; Dothideomycetes; Pleosporales; Pleosporaceae. The coding region runs from base 1 to 1995 and encodes 664 amino acids. Gene Ontology annotation, molecular function: peptidase activity. Gene Ontology annotation, biological process: proteolysis. The transcript has 2 exons.